UCCUGUGUCCCAUUGGGUUGCCCAAUAUUCCAUUGGGAUGUUCUGUGUCCCAUUGGGGUUCCCUAUAUCCCACUGGGAUGUCCCAUGUCCUAUUAGGGUGUCCUGUGUCCCUUUGGGGUGUCCCGUGUCCCACUGGGGCGCCCCAUGUCCCAUUGGGGUGUCCAGUGUCCCACUGGGGUGCCCCAGCUGCCAUUGGGGUGCCCCAUGUCCCUUUGGGGUGUCCCGUGUCCCACUGGGGUGCCCCAUGUCCCUUUGGGGUGUCCAGUGUCCCACUGGGGUGCCCCAUGUGCCAUUGGGGUGCCCUAUCUCCCAUUAGGGCGCCCCAUACCCCCCACAUCCCCAAUGUCCCCCUGAGGCGCCCCAGCUCCCACCUGCCGUCCCUUUUCCUCUCCCGUCCAUCCCGUCUCCCUUCACUCCGACCCCACAUCCCAAGAAAUCUCCUUUUGGGGACCUUUUGGGGACGCCGUGACCCCGUUGUGCCCCGUAGGAACAUCAUGAACAACAAAGUCUUCUACCAGCACCCCAACCUGAUGCGGGCGCUGGGGAUGCACGAGACGGUGAUGCAGGUGAUGGUGAGCGUGCUGGGCGGCGGCGAGACCAAGGAGAUCCGCUUCCCCAAAAUGGUCACCAACUGCUGCCGCUUCCUCUGCUACUUCUGCCGCAUCAGCCGCCAGAACCAGCGCUCCAUGUUCGACCACCUGGGCUACCUGCUGGAGAACAGCAGCAUCGGCCUGGGUGCGGGGUCCCACCCGGCUCCCCGCGUCCCCAUCC
This is a messenger RNA of Phasianus colchicus (ring-necked pheasant), 771 nucleotides long. The record is from RefSeq and is a predicted model, not a curated record. Lineage: Eukaryota; Metazoa; Chordata; Aves; Galliformes; Phasianidae.